Molecule: messenger RNA, 1149 nt
Organism: Paracoccidioides brasiliensis Pb18
Exons: 2
Coding region: 1-1149 (382 amino acids)
Biological process (GO): polysaccharide biosynthetic process
Cellular component (GO): membrane
Source: RefSeq, a predicted model, not a curated record
AUGCUGUUGGGGUUUUGUAAUUCUCUUCGGGCUCUCCAGCUAUCGCGGGCUGGCUGUAUUCACGAUGCCCUAUCUACACUUUCCACGAGCUCUCUCCGAAGACCCAGCAGACUGGUGAUCCCCGCUGCAGUCGUGACGGUCAUAUCAUGGCUACUCUGUCAGUUGAACUUCUACUACUUGGCACAAAGAUCUGAUGCCUUUUGGCUGCAGACUACAACUCCGGUUCCAAGUGCUUCAUGGCGCCAGGCCGUAGCGGAUCUGGUUAAUGAGUUGAUAUCCACAUGGGUACAUGGAGAGAAUUGGUAUGACCAGCCGCAGUGGGCACUCUUGCAUCUCCUCAGGGGGUCAAUGGUGAUUUUCACGGUAUUGCUGGCCACCGUAAACACCACGAUCCCGUUCCGGGUAACUGCAGAACUGUUGUUAUACCUCUGGUGUUGGGUUUCAAAUGAUAGCAUUGUCUUGAUAAACGUCUUCGCCGGCAUGAUCCUAGCCGAGGUGUCCUUCCACACCCUACCACAUCUAACGUCUAAAUCAGCAAACAUCCUCCCUUACCCCUUUGCAAUUCUCGGCCUCUACUUGUGCUCCUACCCAGAUCAGUAUGCUGAACAAGCCCGUUGGUCACGGCAGCUCAUGCAUCUAGGCAUGCGCAUAUUUCCACCAGGGGCGUCCCUCGGUCGCUUCUGGUCAGGUUUGGGAGCCCAACUACUCUGCCUCGCCAUCGUCUGUUCACCCGCCAUGCGCCGAGCGCUAUCAAGACCCUACCUCCUCUGGCUGGGCAGACUGAGCUACCCAAUUUACCUCCUACACGGCACUCUUAUCCGAACCUGUCUCACUUGGCUAACUUUCGGGUCAUCAGUGUUGAUGUGGACUUCGAAUGGGAAGAGUUAUCAAGAUGGGAUGUUCGAUGCGCCGCCCCUUAUCCCCGAGCCAACGAAGGGUAUACUGGUAGUUGCACUUCCUGUAUUUUUUGCCGUGUUGUUGGCAAUCGCUAAUGCGUGGGCUGUGAAAGUUGAGCCGGUUUUUGAACGUCUGGCAGCGGCCUUUGAGAGGUUUGCUCGAACAUGGGGCAAGGGCUCGAAAGUGCAUCAUGAUGAGCUACCCAGGAAACUGAACGGAAAGGCUAUUCUUCCAACAUUUGCUAAUGAAUGA